Molecule: messenger RNA, 453 nt
Organism: Sipha flava (yellow sugarcane aphid)
Lineage: Eukaryota; Metazoa; Arthropoda; Insecta; Hemiptera; Aphididae
Product: craniofacial development protein 2-like
Exons: 1
Coding region: 1-453 (150 amino acids)
Source: RefSeq, a predicted model, not a curated record
AUGAAUUUUCGCAGUGUAAAAAAUUUGUCCGGACGUAAAAUAGCUCCCCAUUCAGAUAUCCGGGUGGGAGCUACCCUGCAGGAUGCAUGUGAGAAGAACAAAACGAAAAGAAUAGGAACGUGGAAUGUACGAACAAUGUUAAAAACAGGAAAUCUGUAUAAUAUAAAAAUAGAAAUGAAAAGCCUAGAUAUAGACAUAUUAGGAUUGUGCGAAAUACGUUGGGCAGAUAAUGGUGACUUAUGGUCUGACAACAUCAGAGUUAUUCAUACAAAUAGUACAAAAGGACAAGCCGGUGUUGGAAUUGCUCUCAAUAGGAAGUGGGGUAAAAGAGUUACGAAUUUUGUGACCAAUAGUAGCGGACUAUGUUUGGUCAAAAUAGAGUCAACACUAAACAACCUUGCAAUUAUACAAGUUUAUAUGCCAACGUCAAAAGCAGAUGAUGAAGAAGUGUAA